UCCAGGUCGGGAUUAUGAUGACCCGCAUGGAAUCAUGGGAUAUCUUGACUUCCUUUCCCGCCCCAAACACAUGGGCGUCUUAAAGCGUCACGGCCUUCUGAAGAAGUUAGGACCACUUGGUGGGGUUCUUUUAGGUAUGAAAGGUCAUCACAAAGGUCGACAACAUGGCGGCGGAGGUCGUCAUGGCGGCCGGCGGCGUAACCAUGGUAACCACGACUUCGGGAGGCUGGGGAACCUGGGAAAGGGCGCCUGGGGCAGGAAGGGCAGACGGAAAGGACGUGGACAAGGAUACGGGCAUGGGCAUGGGCAUGGGCAUGGAGGUCGCCAGGGUGGAGGAUGGGGUGGGCCCCGAGGUGGGCCCCGGGGAGGUCCCCGUGGGGGUCGGGGCUGCUACAGGGGGAUCCGCAUGCACAACUUCCACGGCCUGGGCGCAGUACUGGGCGGGGAGGAGUACCACAGCGGCAGCGACAGCGGGGACAGCGACUGCGACUGAGGACAAGCGGAGAUGGCAGACUUCACGCCAUCAGAACCCAAUCACACACAUAUGCAAAAAUAGGUAG
Branchiostoma belcheri (Belcher's lancelet) is the source of this 560-nucleotide messenger RNA. RefSeq lists its product as uncharacterized. The record is from RefSeq and is a predicted model, not a curated record. Lineage: Eukaryota; Metazoa; Chordata; Leptocardii; Amphioxiformes; Branchiostomatidae. The transcript has 3 exons. The coding region runs from base 165 to 560 and encodes 131 amino acids.